Helianthus annuus (common sunflower) is the source of this 708-nucleotide messenger RNA. RefSeq names its product probable leucine-rich repeat receptor-like protein kinase At1g68400. NCBI's taxonomy places the organism in Eukaryota, Viridiplantae, Streptophyta, Magnoliopsida, Asterales, Asteraceae. Gene Ontology annotation, molecular function: protein binding. Bases 1 to 708 code for a protein of 235 amino acids. The transcript has a single exon. The record is from RefSeq and is a predicted model, not a curated record.
AUGCGCAUUAUUCAAUCCAUUCUCAUAGUUUCUUUUGUGUUUGUUCUUAUUUUUCCAAUCGGAAAGACGGAAACAGAAGAUGUAGUGGAAGCAUUGGUUGAUUUCAUGCAAAAACUUGGGCCUGGAAGCAUGCAAAACACACCAAACUGGGGAUGGAAUACUACAUCAGACCCAUGCAUAGCUAUCUGGCACGGGGUUAUUUGUGACAACACCAACCAGAUCGUAAAGAACAUUGUUCUCGAACAGAUCAGCUUAUCAGGAACUGUUGAUUUCGAAUCCGUUUGCAAAGAAACUUCCAUUCUUUUACUUAACCUGAAAUACAACAACCUUACAGGAAGCUUACCACAACAAAUAUCAUACUGCAAAAGACUUCGGCUUUUGUAUCUAAAUGGGAAUCACUUUUCUGGUGAUCUUCCAGGUUCUUUAAGCGGUUUGACUGAUCUGGUAAGAAUCGAUAUAUCCAACAACGAGCUUAGUGGUGAGUUGCCAGAUGUGUCAAGAAACACGCGCUUGUUAGUCUUUUUGGCUCAGAACAAUCAUUUUACCGGGCAGCUGCCAGACUUUAAUUAUCACCAACUUGAAGAUUUUGAUGUCUCGAAUAAUGAUUUGAGUGGUCGAAUUCCAGAUGACACUGGUAGUUUUGGCGCCAAAAGCUUUGCGGGUAACCCUCGGUUGUGUGGGAAAGUGUUGUCGAAACCAUGCCCUUAG